This is a messenger RNA of Blastomyces gilchristii SLH14081, 2304 nucleotides long. RefSeq lists its product as uncharacterized. Lineage: Eukaryota; Fungi; Ascomycota; Eurotiomycetes; Onygenales; Ajellomycetaceae. Bases 977 to 1390 code for a protein of 137 amino acids. The transcript is spliced from 3 exons. The record is from RefSeq and is a predicted model, not a curated record.
GGUAGCGUGCGACACAGGUACGUCACAAGAGGUACAUUACAUGUACAUGUACAAGAGGGUAUACAUUGUUUUUAGAGAGCAGAAGCCGACCAGGAUAGGCAGUGGACUGUGUAGGCACUUACAAUUAAUUUGCCUCUUAGUUUAAUCAAGGGUGUUUCAAAUAUGUUUAGGGUAGGAGUCCCGGAAUUCGGUCCUUUCCACCUCACCUGGGCGGCAAAGCGCAUUAUUUAUGAGUCGUAAGAUGCCGGCCCAGACCCGACGAAACAUGGAAAGCAAACAUUCAAUAAUAAUAAUUGGAAGGGUAUAGCCACUGUUCCUGGGGGUCAUGUGCUGAUGGCGUUUAUUAUGACCUGUCGGCUGUAACGCCAUUACAUCAUAUGUGUUUGCAAGCACCCCCUCCCCUUCCGCUCGCCUUUGAGAUACCUAUAAUAAGUACAGUGCAUGGCAUGUACAUGUACCUGCGAUUAAUGCUCUCAAACAAUCUCCUCCUUACCCAUCGGCCAAACAGCUAUUAAUUAUUACGUGCUAGUUAACUACCGUAGAUCGAACCUCUGGGAACCUAACUUCUGCUAGACUCAGCUCUCAACCACUCCCUCUUCUCUUCUUCUCCUCCUCUCCUCCCACAGCUACCUCAGGUGCCUAAUCUCCUCCUUGUUCAUCCAUCUCUCUCUGCAUUGAUCUUCCAAACUCCCCCUCUAUCUUGAUCCAUCGUCGCUCUGCAACGAUUUUAUUCACAUUCUCAUCUACGAAAUUUGUUUCUUUGAAAGCAGAGUGAAGAUAGUCACCACUGUCGCUCACUAUAAAUCCUCCUCUUCUUAAACUUCUCUCUACCUAUCCUUGCUACUCUUUGAGGCCUACUUUUUCAUCCACUGCUUUGUUCCAUUUCAACAACCGACCUUCCAUUCCCAUCACUGCAGUCCUUGUCUGCUUCAAGAAAGCCUUGUCGUUUGCAAUUCAUUGAUUUCCAUCCUCCACAAUGACCCGCUCUCACAAGCUCAAUGACCGUGACCAUGCUGGCAUAGCUGAUGGCACCGCUGCUCCCGAAGCACAUCUACCCCGCUACUUCGCUAAACACGGCCAUAUUGAUGCCGACCCGAAGAAGACCAAGAAGGAUGGUGGCGGGAAGGGCAAUUGGGGCCGUUCUGGAGAAGAAGUGCAUGACUACGGGUAUACCUUUACCAACGCCAGACGUCGCUCCAACAGUAGCACCCAGGGCUUGGCUGAGUUCAAGACCAAGUUCGAAACCGUUGAGCCGGACCCGGUCUUCGAGGAGGAAAUACAUGGCCCUCUCCAUGAGGAUAUCAACGGCGUGGAUGGAAUUGGGGUCAAGAGCAACGAAAGUAGCACCAGUGGCACCAGCGAGGCGGAGAUUGAGGUGAAGAAGGCUUAGGUUUUUGGUCGAAUCCUUGUCUUCCUCCACCCCCUCCCCUCCUGUUUCUUCUCCUUGACCUCUCUCUCAUGUUUCUUCAAAGGGUUUAGCUUUCUUUUUUCCUCUCUUUGCGUUAUGUGGAGUUCUGCCGGCCGGUUGUUAUUCUUUUGAUUGUUGUCAUCUCUUUUAUUUUUUGUCUUGAGAUAGCUUGAUGCCCCGAAGUGCAGACAUUAUCAUCUGCUCUGAUGCGACGGGUAGGGCUCUUUACUUUGCCAUCAUCUUUUUCCAUGUAUGCGCACUAUCUGAUGAAAGACAUGUGAAAUUGACAGAUAGCGCGGAAUCAGAUAUCGGGUAUUUAAAAUAACUAUAUCCCAAUAUAACUUACUAUGAAAUAUAGAUACUAUUUAUAUCCGCGCCGAUGGACAGGGAUGGGGAUCUACAUUCGUAGUGAUGUGCGGCUUCUCUUGUAAAAUCCUUGUUCUUGGUUAUCUUGAGUAGUUAGUGUUUGUUUUAGGAGACUUUUAUGUUAUCUUGCUAGCCAUUCCGUUAACACCUUAGCUAGAUAUCCCGGUUAUUGAAGACGGUCUGAAUUUCAUUCUCUGAGAAUCAUAUUGUUUCAGCUUCAAAAGACACUGGAGAGCACUAUAUAAUAUAUAUAUAUAUAUAUAAAAAGCGGAUUCAUUUCCCCAUUUUCUGGCAUCCAUUGCACGCGAUCAGAUGCAACAUACACAAGCGGUGGGAAUAUCAACUUCUGUCAUUCACUCAUUCGUUCAUUCGUUCAUUUUGAAAAGCCAAUCCAUGACCGGUAUCGUCUUCUCCAGGAACAAUAUUCAAUAUAAGACCCCAAUCAACACAUUCCAUUCUGCUCUUGACCUCGAUUCAAAGUGCCGAUUUUCGGAUUUCAAAUGACCUGUGAUCAGUAGCAGUAUUUUUCG